This is a messenger RNA of Henningerozyma blattae CBS 6284, 360 nucleotides long. RefSeq names its product 40S ribosomal protein uS10 (gene RPS20). The transcript has a single exon. Gene Ontology annotation, molecular function: structural constituent of ribosome; RNA binding. The record is from RefSeq and is a predicted model, not a curated record. Gene Ontology annotation, biological process: translation. Lineage: Eukaryota; Fungi; Ascomycota; Saccharomycetes; Saccharomycetales; Saccharomycetaceae. Gene Ontology annotation, cellular component: cytosolic small ribosomal subunit; ribosome. The coding region runs from base 1 to 360 and encodes 119 amino acids.
AUGUCUGACUUUAAAAAAGAAAACGUUGAAGAAGUUGAAGCUCCAAAGAUUCUAAAGAUGAGAAUCACCUUGACCUCCACCAAGGUUAAGCAAUUGGAAUCUGUUUGUACCAACAUUGUCAACAAUGUUGAACAACACAACUUAUACAAGAAGGGUCCAGUCAGAUUACCAACCAAGGUCUUAAAGAUCUCCACCAGAAAGACUCCAAAUGGUGAAGGUUCUAAAACUUGGGACACUUAUGAAAUGAGAAUUCACAAGAGAUACAUUGACUUACAAGCUCCAGUUAACAUUGUCAAGAGAAUUACUCAAAUCACCAUUGAACCUGGUGUAGAUGUCGAAGUUAUCGUUGCCAACGAAUAA